UUCACGCUCGCCCCGGAAGAGCGGGAGUGCAAAUUCUCUCGUAAAAACAAUGAAAUAAAAGAGGAAGUCUUCUCGAGCUAUCGAAGGAAGCAGAGUAGAGAGAGGAAGUACAGCGAGAGAGAGCGGGAGGUUUAGAAGUUGCACGAGUCGUUUCUUUCAGAAACCCUAGAAACACAGAAGGGCGCGAAACAGGGGAGAAGUCAAAAUUCUGCUUUGAAGGAACCUGCAGAGUUAGGGUUUUAACCCUCUCUGCAACUUCAAAAAUGAGUCCAAUUCAGAACUUCGAACAACAUGCUAGACAUCUUGUCGAGCCGGACCUCCCUAUUCAGACGAGGCUUCAGAUGGCAAUGGAGGUCCGGGACAGCCUUGAGAUUGCUCACACAGCGGAAUACUUAAACUUCCUCAAAUGUUACUUUCGUGCCUUCUCAAUGAUUCUCACACAGAUUACGACGCCUCAGUUCACUGACAACGCUGAGCACAAGCUUAGAAAUGUCAUUGUUGAGAUUCUUAAUCGUCUCCCUCACAGUGAGGUUCUCCGCCCCUUUGUUCAGGAUCUCUUGAAGGUCGCUCUGCAAGUUCUGACAUUGGACAACGAAGAGAAUGGCCUAAUUUGUAUCCGUAUCAUAUUUGACCUCCUACGGAAUUUCCGCCCAAGCCUUGAGACUGAGGUCCAACCGUUCAUUGACUUCGUUUGUAAAAUAUACCAGAACUUUAGAUUGACUGUAAACUACUUCUUUGAUGAUCCUCCGGGUGGAGAAGAUAAUAAGUCACUUGAUGGUUCGGGUCAAGUCGCCACUGGAUACAUUGGUGCAGGACAACUUAACCCCAGCACUCGGUCAUUCAAGAUUGUGACAGAGAGCCCGCUGGUGGUUAUGUUCCUCUUUCAGCUGUAUGGGAGGCUUGUUCAAACUAACAUUCCUCAUCUGUUGCCUUUGAUGGUUGCGGCAAUAUCUGUUCCAGGUCCCGAAAAGGUUCCUCCCCAGUCAAAGAACCACUUCAUUGAACUAAAGGGGGCGCAGGUUAAGACAGUUUCCUUUUUAACUUACCUGCUGAAGAGUUGUGCUGACUAUAUCAGGCCACAUGAAGAAAGCAUAUGCAAAAGCAUUGUAAAUCUGCUCGUUACUUGUCCUGACUCUGUUUCUAUUCGAAAGGAAUUGCUAGUUGCCUUGAAACAUGUUCUUGGAACGGAUUUUAAACGAGGUUUAUUUCCUUUAAUCGACACAUUAUUGGAAGAAAGGGUUCUUGUGGGAACUGGUCGGGCAUGCUUUGAGACUUUGCGACCAUUGGCUUAUAGUCUACUUGCUGAGAUUGUUCACCAUGUUCGCAGUGACCUUUCAUUGUCACAGUUGUCACGAAUUAUAUACUUGUUUUCGAGUAACAUGCACGAUGCAUCUUUGUCUCUCAGCAUUCAUACUACCUGUGCACGCCUAAUGUUGAACCUGGUAGAACCCAUUUUUGAGAAAGGCAUUGACCAGCCAGCCAUGGAUGAAGCACGGAUCCUAUUGGGGAAAAUUUUGGAUGCUUUUGUAGGGAAGUUUGGUACCUUCAAACGAACUAUACCACAGCUACUAGAAGAGGGUGAAGAGGGAAGAGAGCGAUCCACAUUGAGGUCAAAGCUUGAACUCCCUGUGCAGGCAGUUCUAAAUGUGCAGGUCCCUCUGGAACAUUCUAAGGAAGUCAGUGAUUGUAAACAUCUAAUCAAGACAUUGGUUAUGGGAAUGAAGACAAUAAUCUGGAGCAUCACUCACGCUCAUUUUCCUCGGACUCAGGUUUCACCAACACCACAUGGAACACAUCAACCGAUGCAGGUUUCACCAUCAACCAAUAUGCCUCUUCCUCAAGUAUUUAAAGGGAUGAGAGAAGAUGAGGUGUGGAAAGCCUCUGGUGUUCUGAAGAGUGGCGUCCACUGUUUAGCUCUGUUCAAAGAGAAAGAUGAGGAGCGGGAAAUGCUCCACCUUUUUUCCCAGAUUUUAGCUAUCAUGGAGCCUCGUGAUCUGAUGGACAUGUUUUCUCUGUGCAUGCCAGAGCUUUUUGAUUGCAUGAUUAGCAACAACCAAUUGCUUCAAAUAUUUUCCACUCUUCUGCAAGCACCUAAGGUUUUUCGGCCCUUUGCAGAUGUUUUGGUCAAUUUUCUUGUCAGCAGUAAGCUUGACGCCCUGAAGCAUCCAGAUACGCCUGCAGCAAAACUAGUGUUGCAUCUUUUUCGGUUGUUAUUUGCUGCGGUUGCUAAAGUUCCUUCAGAUUGCGAACGUAUUUUGCAGCCUCAUGUGCUUUCUAUCAUGGAAGUUUGCAUGAAAAGUGCUACUGAAGUUGAAAAACCACUUGGCUAUAUGCAGCUUCUUCGUACAAUGUUCCGCGCACUUGCAGGAGGCAAAUUUGAACUUCUAUUGAGAGACCUAAUACCCACAUUGCAGCCUUGUUUAAAUAUGUUGCUUGCUAUGGUUGAGGGCCCUACAGGUGAAGAUAUGAGGGACCUUGUCCUGGAGCUUUGCUUAACCUUGCCAGCACGAUUAAGUUCUUUGUUGCCUCACCUUUCUCGUCUUAUGAAGCCCCUUGUUUUGACUCUAAAAGGAAGUGAUGACCUAGUAGCCUUAGGUCUAAGAACUCUUGAGUAUUGGAUUGAUAGUUUAAAUCCUGAUUUCUUGGAACCAAGUAUGGCAAAUGUUAUGUCUGAAGUGAUAUUAGCCUUAUGGUCACACUUGAGGCCUGCACCUUAUCCAUGGGGUGCAAAAGCUUUGCAACUUUUGGGUAAGCUAGGUGGUCGUAAUAGACGCUUUCUUAAAGAGCCUCUUGCACUUGAGUGCAAGGAGAACCCUGAACAUGGUCUUCGCUUGAUUCUUACAUUUGAGCCAUCAACCCCAUUUUUGGUACCUUUGGACCGCUGUAUUUAUUUGGCUGUAGCAGCAGUCAUGCAGAAAAACCUUGGCAUGGAUUCUUUCUAUAGAAAGCAGGCUCUAAAAUUCCUUCGUGUGUGCUUAUCAUCUCAGUUGAAUCUGCGAGGUAAUGUUACUGGAGAGGGAGUGACUCCUGGGCAAUUGUCAAUGUUGUUAGUUUCUUCAGUAGAUUCUUCUUGGCAUCGGGCUGAGACAUCAGAUAUGAAGAGCGACCUAGGUGUAAAGACCAAGACCCAACUUAUGGCUGAGAAGUCUGUUUUCAAGAUACUCCUGAUGACCAUAAUCGCUGCGAGUGCAGAGCCAGAUCUCCAUGAUCCCAAUGAUGAUUUUGUUCUCAAUGUUUGUCAUCAUUUUGCUAUGAUUUUCCAUGUAGAUAGUUCUUCAAGUAAUUCAUCAAUUGCUAGUGGGCAACUUGUGGGUCCAGUGCUUGCAUCAACUAACAAUUCCGGUUCCAGGUCAAGGACCACCACUCGUUCUAAUCUCAAGGAACUGGAUCCAUUAAUAUUUUUAGAUGCAUUAGUGGAUGUGCUAGCUGAUGAAAACAGGCUUCAUGCUAAAGCUGCUCUUAAUGCUCUAAAUGUGUUUUCCGAAACACUUCUGUUACUUGCUCGAUCGAAGCAUACAGGUUUACUAACCUCAAGGAAUGGUCCUGGAACUCCCAUGAUGGUCUCUAGUCCAUCAAUGAAUCCUGUAUAUUCACCACCUCCAGGUGUCCGAAUUCCUGUGUUUGAGCAACUUCUGCCUCGCCUUCUGCAUUGUUGUUAUGGAAGCACAUGGCAAGCUCAAAUUGGAGGGGUGAUGGGGCUUGGGGCUUUGGUUGGUAAAGUCACUGUUGAGACUCUAUGUUUUUUCCAAGUAAGAAUAGCACGGGGAUUGGUAUAUGUUCUUAAAAGGCUUCCUUUGCAUGCUAACAAAGAGCAGGAAGAGACGAGUCAAGUGCUUACACAAGUUCUCCGUGUUGUAAAUAAUGUUGAUGAAGCAAACAGUGAGCCCCACAGACAAAGUUUUAAGGGAGUUGUUGAGUAUCUUGCUUCAGAGUUGUUUAAUCCAAAUGCAUCCAUUAUUGUGAGAAAGAAUGUGCAAUCAUGCUUGGAUCUUCUGGCAAAUAGAACUGGUAGUGAGGUAUCUGAGUUACUUGAGCCUUUACAUCAACCUAUGAUUCAGCCUCUAUUUUCGCGGCCACUCCGGUCCAAGAAUGUUGAUCAACAGGUUGGGACAGUCACAGCUCUGAACUUUUGCUUAGCCCUGAGGCCUCCACUUCUUAAGUUGAACCCUGAUCUAGUGAAUUUUUUGCAAGAAGCUUUACAAAUUGCUGAGGCUGAUGAGACUGUAUGGGUUGUGAAAUUUAUGAACCCAAAAGUGACCACGUCAUUUAACAAGCUUCGGACGGCGUGCAUUGAAUUACUUUGUACAGCAAUGGCAUGGGCAGAUUUUAAGACACCAAAUCAUUCUGAAUUGCGCUCAAAGAUCAUUUCUAUGUUUUUCAAGUCUUUGACAUGUCGCACACCAGAAAUUGUUGCUGUUGCAAAAGAAGGGCUGCGGCAGGUUAUUCAACAGCAAAGGAUGCCCAAAGAACUUUUGCAGACCAGUCUCAGGCCUAUUUUAGUUAACUUGGCACACACAAAGAGUCUCAGCAUGCCUCUUCUGCAGGGUCUGGCACGCCUGCUUGAACUUCUGUCCAACUGGUUUAAUGUCACCUUAGGUGGUAAAUUGUUGGAGCACCUAAAGAAAUGGUUGGAACCAGAAAAGCUUGCACAGUGUCAGAAGUCAUGGAAAGCUGGUGAGGAGCCAAAAAUUGCAGCAGCUAUCAUCGAACUUUUCCAUCUGCUCCCUCCAGCAGCAGGGAAGUUCCUUGAUGAACUUGUGUCUUUGACAAUGGACUUGGAAGCGGCGCUUCCCCAUGGACAAUUUUACAGUGAAAUUAACAGUCCUUAUCGGCUCCCACUUACUAAAUUCUUGAACCGAUAUGCAACAGAUGCGGUUGACUAUUUUCUUGGUCGGUUGAGCCAGCCACGAUACUUUAGACGAUUUAUGUAUAUAAUACGUUCAGAUGCUGGCCAGCCUUUAAGAGAAGAACUUGCAAAAUCUGCUCAGAAGAUACUUUCCAGUGCAUUUCCUCAAUACUUUCCAAAAGCUGAAGGAUUAGUAGCAUCGGGAUCUAAUAGUACAGUUGCAGUUUCAAUGGGUGAUGAAAGCCUUGGCACAUCUCUGCCUGAGGGUUUUUCUAAUCCACCUGCAUCUGCAGGGGCCAAUUCAGAUGCAUACUUCCAUGGACUUGCUCUAAUAUCAGCUUUGGUUAAAUUGAUGCCUGAUUGGUUACAUGCUAAUCGUGUUGUUUUUGAUACUUUAGUACUUGUCUGGAAAUCACCUGCAAGAAUGUCACGUUUACAAAAUGAACAAGAAUUGAGUUUGUUGCAAGUAAAAGAAAGCAAAUGGCUUGUAAAAUGUUUUCUGAAUUACUUACGCCAUGAUAAACAAGAAGUGAAUGUGCUAUUUGAUAUGCUCUCCAUAUUUCUGGUCCACACUCGCAUUGAUUAUACUUUUCUGAAGGAGUUUUACAUCAUUGAGGUUGCUGAGGGCUAUCCUCCGAAUUUGAAAAAGACACUUCUUUUACAUUUUUUGCAACUUUUCCAAUCAAAACAACUGGGUCAUGAUCAAUUGGUUAUCGCUAUGCAAAUGCUCAUUCUUCCAAUGCUAGCUCAUGCUUUCCAGAAUGGUCAAAGUUGGGAGGUUGUUGACCCUUCUAUAAUAAAAACAAUUGUUGACAAGCUUCUUGAUCCCCCAGAAGAGGUUUCUGCCGACUAUGACGAACCUUUCCGAAUAGAACUUCUGCAGUUGGCUACGCUGCUUCUAAAGUAUCUACAAAAUGAUCUUGUUCAUCAUCGGAAGGAGCUUAUCAAGUUUGGUUGGAAUCAUCUGAAGCGUGAAGAUAGUGCUAGCAAACAAUGGGCAUUUGUCAAUGUCUGCCACUUCUUGGAGGCUUAUCAGGCCCCAGAAAAAAUUAUACUGCAGGUUUUUGUUGCUCUUCUUAGAACUUGCCAACCAGAGAAUAAGAUGCUGGUCAAACAGGCCCUUGAUAUAUUAAUGCCAGCACUACCACGAAGAUUGCCUUUGGGAGAUUCUCGUAUGCCGAUUUGGAUUCGAUAUACCAAAAAGAUUCUAGUUGAGGAGGGUCAUUCUAUUCCUAACUUGAUACACAUUUUCCAGCUAAUUGUUCGCCAUUCAGAUCUCUUCUACAGUUGUAGAGCACAAUUUGUCCCUCAAAUGGUAAAUUCUUUGAAUCGCCUUGGAUUGCCUUAUAACACAACUGCAGAAAAUAGGCGCCUUGCUGUUGAACUUGCUGGAUUGGUUGUCGGGUGGGAAAGGCAAAGGCAAAAUGAGAUGAAAGUAGUUCCUGAUCCAGAAGGUCCUAGCCCAAGUGCUGAUGCAUUUAAUCCAGUAUCUGUUGGCAGUGACCCAAAACGUCCAUCAGAAAAUUCUGCAUUCCCUGAUGAUCUAAGUAAACGAGUAAAGGUGGAACCCGGUCUUCAGUCUCUUAGUGUUAUGUCACCUGGUGGUGUAUCAUCAAUCCCAAAUAUAGAAACUCCUGGAUCUACUGGUCAACCUGAUGAAGAGUUCAAGCCUAAUGCUGCCAUGGAGGAAAUGAUUAUCAAUUUUCUCAUACGAGUGGCAUUGGUAAUAGAACCCAAAGAUAAGGAAGCUAGUUCUAUGUAUAAGCAAGCCCUGGAGCUACUAUCCCAAGCUUUGGAGGUGUGGCCAAAUGCCAAUGUUAAAUUCAAUUAUUUAGAGAAGUUGUUGAGUAGCCUUCAACCAUCUCAAUCGAAGGAUCCAGCAACAGCUCUGGCACAGGGCCUGGAUGUUAUGAACAAGGUCUUGGAGAAGCAGCCUCAUUUGUUCAUCCGAAACAACAUCAACCAGAUCUCUCAGAUACUUGAGCCUUGUUUCAACAAUAAAAUGUUGGAUGCUGGGAAGUCUCUGUGCUCCUUGUUGAAAAUGGUUUUUGUGGCUUAUCCUCCAGAAGUUGCUAAUACACCACAGGAUGUGAGGAUGUUGUAUCAAAGGGUUGAAGAGCUUAUACAAAAGCAUCUUGCUGCAGUGACUGCUCAUCAGAUAUCACUUGAAGUUACUUCUGCUAACUCCAUGAUUAGUUUUGCACUCUUUGUGAUUAGAACAUUGACAGAGGUGCAGAAGAACUUCAUUGAUCCUUUCAUUUUGCCAUUGGCUCGUGUGCUUCAACGCCUUGCACGGGAUAUGGGAUCAGCUGCAGGUUCUCAUUUGAGACAAGGUCAAAGACCAGAUCCCGAUUCUGCAGUUAGUUCUUCUCGUGCUGUUGCUGACAUAGGAGCAGUCACCUCUAACUUGAAAUCUGUGCUCAAACUUAUCAGUGCCAGGGCUAUGACUGUUCCAGAUUGCAAGAGAUCUAUAAAUCAAAUACUAAGUACAUUAUUGUCAGAGAAGGGUACAGAUGCGAGUGUGCUACUCUGCAUUCUUGAUGUAAUAAAGGGAUGGAUUGAAGAUGACUUUAGUAGGACAGCUGCAUCAAGUACGCCAGGUGCUGUUCUCACUCAGAAGGAGAUAGUUUCUUAUCUUCAAAAAUUGUCGCAAGUUGAUAAGCAGAACUUCACCACUGAUACUCUAGAAGAGUGGGACAGGAAAUAUCUUGAGCUUCUUUAUGGAAUUUGUGCCGAUUCAAACAAAUAUCCCCAAUCCUUGCGGCAAGAAGCUUACCAGAAAGUAGAAAGACAAUUUAUGCUUGGCCUUAGGGCAAAAAAUCCUGAGGUUAGGCAGAAAUUCUUCUCUCUCUAUCAUGAGUCCCUUGGAAAAACAUUGUUCACAAGGCUGCAGUUCAUCAUCCAAAUCCAGGACUGGGAAGCACUAAGUGAUGUCUUUUGGCUGAAGCAAGGUCUUGAUCUUCUUCUUGCAAUCUUGCUUGAAAAUGAACCUAUCACACUUGCUCCAAACUCUGCUCGAGUACCCCCACUCAUGGCCUUGGGGAGUCUGACAGAGCGUUCUGGGGUGCAACAACAGGCUACUGAUGUACCUGAUGAAGGAGGAGGUCCUUUAACACUCGAUAGCCUUGUGUAUAAGCAUGCCCAGUUUCUAACUGAGAUGAGCAAACUUAAGGUGGCUGAUCUAGUUAUUCCUUUGAGAGAGCUGGCUCAUACAGAUGCUAAUGUUGCAUACCAUAUGUGGGUACUGGUUUUUCCUAUUGUCUGGGUGACUCUUCACAAGGAAGAGCAGGUGGCUCUAGCGAAGCCAAUGAUAGCUCUCUUGUCAAAAGAUUACCACAAGAAGCAGCAAGCAAGCAGACCUAAUGUUGUGCAGGCACUUCUAGAAGGCCUUCACUUGAGCCAUCCUCAACCUCGGAUGCCAAGUGAACUCAUAAAAUAUAUUGGAAAGACUUACAAUGCUUGGCAUAUCUCAUUGGCUCUGCUUGAAAGUCAUGUUAUGUUGUUCAUGAAUGACACAAAGUGUUCUGAGUCUCUUGCUGAGCUUUAUAGGUUACUCAAUGAAGAAGACAUGAGAUGUGGAUUAUGGAAGAAGAGGUCAGUUACUGCAGAAACCAGGGCUGGGCUUUCACUGGUUCAGCAUGGUUACUGGCAGCGUGCUCAGAGCCUCUUUUACCAAGCCAUGAUUAAGGCAACACAAGGCACUUACAAUAACACUGUCCCAAAGGCUGAAAUGUGCCUGUGGGAAGAGCAAUGGCUUUAUUGUGCUAGUCAACUUAGCCAGUGGGAUGUGUUGGUAGACUUUGGCAAGAGUGUUGAGAAUUAUGAAUUACUAUUGGAUUGCCUAUGGAAAAUUCCAGAUUGGGCAUAUAUGAAGGAUAAUGUAAUUCCAAAGGCUCAAGUGGAAGAGACUCCAAAGUUGCGAUUAGUCCAGGCCUUUUUUGCUCUUCAUGAUAGAAAUACAAAUGGUGUUGGAGAUGCUGAAAACAUAGUUGGAAAAGGUGUUGAUCUUGCUCUGGAACAAUGGUGGCAAUUGCCUGAAAUGUCUGUUCAGUCCCGAAUACCUCUUCUGCAGCAAUUUCAACAACUAGUUGAAGUUCAAGAAUCAGCUAGGAUUAUAGUUGACAUUGCCAAUGGAAGCAAGCAACUUUCAGGAGGUACUGUCGUGGGUGUUCAUACUGGUGGUUAUAUGGAUCUCAAGGACAUCCUUGAGACUUGGCGGCUAAGAACUCCAAAUGAAUGGGACAAUUUGUCAGUGUGGUAUGAUUUGCUUCAAUGGAGGAAUGAAAUGUAUAAUGCUGUCAUAGAUGCUUUCAAGGAUUUUGGAAAUACAAAUUCUCAACUUCAUCAUCUUGGUUACCGUGACAAGGCAUGGAAUGUUAAUAAGCUUGCUCACAUUGCCCGUAAGCAAGGCCUUUACGAUGUUUGUGUGACAAUUCUUGAAAAGAUGUAUGGGCACUCAACCAUGGAAGUGCAGGAGGCCUUUAUAAAAAUUAGUGAACAAGCAAAAGCUUAUCUUGAAAUGAAGGGCGAACUUACUAGUGGCCUUAAUUUGAUAAACAGUACCAAUCUGGAAUAUUUUCCUGCAAAACACAAAGCAGAAAUUUUCCGUCUCAAGGGGGACUUUCUAUUGAAGCUAAAUGACUGUGAGAAUGCUAAUCUUGCAUAUUCCAGUGCCAUCGGCCUCUUCAAACAUUUGCCUAAGGGAUGGAUAAGCUGGGGAAAUUAUUGUGAUAUGGUUUACAAGGAAACCCAUGAAGAAAUUUGGUUGGAGUAUGCAGUGAGUUGCUUUCUUCAAGGCAUCAAAUAUGGGGUCUCUAACUCAAGGAGCCAUCUGGCUCGUGUCCUCUAUCUACUUAGUUUUGAUACUGCUAAUGAACCUGUUGGAAGAUCUUUUGACAAGUACUUGGAUCAAAUUCCACAUUGGGUUUGGCUUUCUUGGGUCCCUCAGCUUUUGCUUUCCUUGCAAAGGACAGAAGCACCUCAUUGUAAACUUGUUUUAUUAAAAAUAGCAACUGUCUACCCACAGGCCUUGUAUUAUUGGUUGCGUACAUAUUUGCUUGAACGUCGUGAUGUUGCCAGUAAGUCUGAACUGGGAAGGCUGGCAAUGGCUCAGCAACGUAUGCAACAAAAUAUCUCUGGGGCUGGUACAGGUUCUCUAGGUUUGGCUGAUGGAAAUACUAGGGUACAGAGUCAUGUUGGAGGUGCUAUAAGCUCAGAUAAUCAGGCUCAUCAAGCUCAUCAGUCUGGAAGUCUUGGUGGGUCCCAUGAUGGUGGCAAUUCUCAUGGACAAGAACCUGAGAGGACCACAGGUGUUGAAGGUGGUCCACAUGCUGCGCAUGACCACACCCAACCUUUACAACAAGGCUCGUCAACCAUAAACGAAGGUAGUCAAAGUGCAUUAAGGCGUAGUGGUGCACUUGGAUUGGCAGCUUCUGCUGCUAGUGCAUUUGAUUUAGCAAAAGAUGUUAUGGAGACUCUUAGGAGCAAGCAUACAAAUUUGGCUGGUGAACUAGAGACUCUGCUUACAGAAAUUGGCUCUAGAUUUGUUACUCUGCCUGAGGAGAGACUUCUGGCCGUGGUCAAUGCUCUGCUUCACCGCUGUUACAAGUAUCCAACUGCCACUACUGCAGAAGUUCCUUUAUCUCUGAAGAAAGAGCUCUCUGGUGUUUGCAAGGCUUGUUUUUCAGCUGAUGCUGUGAAUAAGCAUGUUGAUUUUGUGAGGGAGUACAAACAGGACUUUGAACGUGAUCUUGAUCCAGAAAGCACAGCUACUUUCCCUGCUACCCUUUCUGAACUUACCGAGCGACUGAAGCACUGGAAAAAUGUUCUACAGAGCAAUGUUGAAGACAGAUUCCCAGCUGUAUUAAAGCUGGAAGAAGAAAGCAAAGUUUUGCGUGAUUUUCAUGUUGUUGACGUUGAGGUUCCAGGGCAGUAUUUCACUGAUCAGGAAGUUGCACCUGAUCAUACAGUGAAGUUAGACAGAAUUGGAGCAGAUAUACCAAUUGUUCGACGGCAUGGGAGCAGUUUCCGCCGCCUGACUCUCAUUGGCUCUGAUGGCUCUCAGCGUCAUUUUAUUGUUCAGACAUCUUUGACCCCCAAUGCCAGAAGUGAUGAACGUAUACUGCAGCUUUUCCGUGUAAUGAACCGAAUGUUUGACAAGCAUAAAGAAUCAAGGCGUCGCCACAUUUGCAUCCACACCCCAAUAAUCAUCCCUGUUUGGUCCCAGGUCCGAAUGGUAGAGGAUGAUUUGAUGUAUGGCACCUUUCUUGAGGUCUAUGAGAACCACUGUGCACGGAACAAUCGAGAGGCAGAUCUCCCAAUCACACAUUUUAAGGAACAAUUAAACCAGGCUAUCUCAGGCCAGGUUUCUCCAGAAGCUGUUGUGGACUUGCGCCUGCAAGCAUAUAAUGACAUCACCAAGAACCUUGUCACUGACAAUAUAUUCUCACAGUACAUGUAUAAAACUCUUCUGACUGGCAACCACCUAUGGGCUUUCAAAAAGCAAUUUGCUGUCCAACUUGCCCUUUCAAGUUUCAUGUCCUUCAUGUUGCAAAUUGGUGGAAGGACCCCAAACAAGAUUCUGUUUGCUAAGAACACUGGCAAAAUAUUCCAGACUGACUUCCAUCCAGCUUAUGAUGCAAAUGGAAUGAUUGAGUUUAAUGAACCAGUGCCUUUCCGACUGACAAGAAACAUGCAGGCUUUCUUUUCCCAUUUUGGGGUGGAAGGUUUGAUUGUGUCUGCCAUGUGUUCUGCAGCCCAAGCUGUGGUUUCACCUAAGCAAAGUCAGCACUUGUGGCACCAGUUAGCUAUGUUCUUCCGUGAUGAGCUUCUUUCUUGGUCUUGGAAAAGACCACUGGGAAUGCCCUCGGCCCCAGUUGCUGUAGGGGGUAGCUUGAACCCUACGGAAUUCAAGCAUAAAGUUACCACUAAUGUGGAGCAUGUAAUUGGCCGGAUCAAAGGAAUAGCCCCACAGUACUUCUCUGAGGAGGAAGAGAAUGCCAUGGAUCCACCGCAGUCGGUACAGAGAGGUGUGACCGAGCUAGUUGAAGCUGCCUUGACUCCGAGGAACUUAUGCAUGAUGGAUCCGACGUGGCACCCAUGGUUCUAACUGCUAGUGCUAACCCACUUUCCGGAUUGUAUGUCAAAGCAUUUGUAGCUGUCUUAAAAGUAUGAUGAUCAUCAGCAGUCAUCGCUUUUGUAAUUUACUAAUUUAUACACAUGUACAUUUUUCUGUACAUAUAUAUCAGUUUUAGAAGUGAUGUAGAUUGUAGAACCUUGCAAGUUUUAUACGCGUUAAAAAA
Messenger RNA from Nelumbo nucifera (sacred lotus), 12147 nucleotides. RefSeq lists its product as uncharacterized. Gene Ontology annotation, cellular component: NuA4 histone acetyltransferase complex; SAGA complex; nucleus. The record is from RefSeq and is a predicted model, not a curated record. Gene Ontology annotation, molecular function: protein binding. Lineage: Eukaryota; Viridiplantae; Streptophyta; Magnoliopsida; Proteales; Nelumbonaceae. Gene Ontology annotation, biological process: DNA repair; regulation of DNA-templated transcription.